Messenger RNA from Oncorhynchus nerka (sockeye salmon), 4130 nucleotides. RefSeq names its product potassium channel, subfamily K, member 2b (gene kcnk2b). Gene Ontology annotation, cellular component: plasma membrane. The coding region runs from base 1 to 1167 and encodes 388 amino acids. Gene Ontology annotation, molecular function: outward rectifier potassium channel activity; potassium ion leak channel activity. NCBI's taxonomy places the organism in Eukaryota, Metazoa, Chordata, Actinopteri, Salmoniformes, Salmonidae. Gene Ontology annotation, biological process: stabilization of membrane potential; potassium ion transmembrane transport. The transcript is spliced from 6 exons. The record is from RefSeq and is a predicted model, not a curated record.
AUGAGGUGGAAGACGGUAUCAGUCAUCUUCUUCCUGGUGGUGCUCUACCUCAUUGUGGGAGCCCUGGUGUUCCGGGCGCUGGAGCAGCCCCACGAGAGCCAACAGAAGCUGGCCAUCUUGGCCGAGAAACUGGACUUCCUGUCGCUGCACGCCUGUGUCAACUCCUCCGAACUGGAGGACCUCGUCAAGCAAGUGAUCUCUGCCAUCAGAGCGGGCAUCAACCCAUCAGCGAACUCAUCCAAUCAGACAAGUCUGUGGGACCUAAGCUCAUCCUUUUUCUUCGCUGGCACUGUCAUCACCACUAUUGGCUUUGGGAACAUCGCUCCCCACACGGAGGGGGGACGUAUCUUCUGUAUCAUCUAUGCCCUCCUGGGAAUCCCCCUCUUUGGCUUCCUGUUGGCUGGUGUUGGAGACCAGCUUGGGACCAUCUUUGGGAAAGGCAUCAACAGAGUGGAGAAGAUAGUUGGGUCUCUCCCUCAAAAGUGGAAAGUGAGCCAGACCAAGAUCAGGGUGAUCUCCACCGUGAUCUUCAUCCUGUUUGGCUGUGUCCUCUUCGUGGCGUUGCCGGCGGUCAUCUUUAAACACAUAGAGGGCUGGAGCACGCUGGAGUCCAUCUACUUUGUGGUCAUCACCCUCACCACCAUCGGCUUCGGUGACUUUGUGGCCGGUGAAAAAGGUGGUUCUGAGAUAGAGUAUCUGGACUACUACAAGCCUGUGGUGUGGUUCUGGAUCCUGAUUGGUCUAGCCUACUUUGCUGCCGUGCUCAGUAUGAUAGGAGACUGGUUCAGAGUCAUCUCCAAGAAAACCAAGGAGGAGGUAGGGGAGUUCCGGAUCCAUGCAGCAGAGUGGACGGCAAACGUGUCGGCUGAGUUCAAGGAGACACGGCGUCGCCUGAGCGUAGACAUCUCGAACAAGUUUGAGCGUGCCGCCUCCAUUAAGCGUCGACUGUCCUCAGAGCUGGGCCUCAACCCCAUCACCCAGGAGAUGACCCCGGGCAGGAGGACGCUGUCCGUGAACCUGGGGCCAGGGGAUGAGAGGGAGGCCUACCCCAACCUGGCUCUCUCCCUCACUCCUGUCCCUGGUGCCCUGGCCCGCAAUGGCAGUGGACUCUACCUGAACGGACUCAGUCCAGACUACGCUGAGGUAGCCAUCAUAGAGAGCCUCUAGUGGUUGUGGAUGGAACAUGGAGGUGAGACACAUUUAUGGUCAUCAGUGGAGAUCAUUAAGUGAGACUAACACACACACGCUUGUGUGUUCAUGCUCACACUUGUGCUCAUUGGUUAAGAGGCUGGUUGGAGAGACAGACACUUCAAGCUGAGAUCUCAGGCAUACUGUAGGUGAGUUUUCAGACAUACAACCAUGCACACACACAUGUUCGUCAAAGGUGAUGAGAUGCAUACACACACUAGGCUGUGCAGUAAUCGAUUGAGUGCUGUGAGGGAGAGAGACACUGGUCGAUCAUCACUUACAGUAGAUCGAUCAUCACACACAAAUACACACACACACACACACACACUAAUUGAUGGAGCUUGUGGAGAGACACACGCGUUAAUGCUCCCACUCCACCUGAAAACACAGAGAGGCUCUGAAGUCUGCAUCAGAUGAAGAGGUUCUUCACUGUCCAACACUGUAUCAUCCAAGAUGAAACUUUCUCUAAGGCCUUUUACCCAACAAGUGUUAGGUUCUCACCAGGAGGCAACAUUCAUCACCAAACUUACGGAGCAUGCAGUUGAUGUAUUUCCAAGAUUGUGUCUCUUUUGUAUGGUUCCUGUAUUCAGACUACUAGGGCAGCAUUUAUUUGAUGCCUUGCUUUCAGUAAUAACACCGCUUACAGUUUUAAAGCAGAAUGUUUGGAUCAUUUUUUUUACCUUCAAGAUGGACAUGCAGCUUUUUACCUAAGGAAUAUUCCUAGUGCCUUAAAUAAUGGAAGAACACUUUGAACAGUGUUUUGGAUUGCCGGUGCAUGUUGGACUGAGUCUUAUCUAUUUGGGUCGUUAUCAAGUCUUAAUUCUUACUUAAGCAAUCCUUGAGAAUAUUUGUACAUUAUUUGUGCGUCUUUUAGAGAACACAGCAACACAGUAACAAAGAGAAGGUGCAUGGAAGGAUAUGAACUUUGAUAUGAACUUUGACCUUUUGAAGUGGAGAUUUAACAGAAGACAGAGCAUACAAGCAUAUUUCCGAUUGGAGCUGGACUGACUGGGAUAUUUCUGACCUCUGUCUGUCUGUGUGUGUCAACCAUUUUGUCCCUGUUACUGUCCCAUUGUCCCCUGCCUGCAAUGGUGACUUUGUCAUUCAGGCGCAUUACUGAUAGAAUGUCACUCUCUUCCUCCUACUCCUCCUGUUCCUCUCCUCUUCAUCCCUCCUCCUCUCCUCCCACUUAUAGACAAACGUAGACACUAUUUAUCAAAGAGAGAAAUGGUCCAACAGAAGCAUAUCAACCAGUCACCUCUAUGGUUGCCUUCAGUAACUCUGUAUCCCAACAACUCAUCCAUUCAUGUGGAAAUAGUAAGGUAAGAUAUGUAUUUAUCUCAAUGUUAAGUCCAUCAAAAGCAGAAGUGAUCUGCACACAUAGUACAAAGACUCUAAGAUUCUUCUUAGAGAGGGGAGAGGGGGUGUUAAACACAGACGUUUUGGCUAAUGCUUCGUCAUUAAGUCCCUCACUUGGUCUGCACAUCACUAUUUCUGGGGUUAAACAGAAUACUCAUCAUAAAAAAUAACUCUUCCUGUGUCCACCUGUGAAUAACAGUAUGGUAUCUAAGCAAUGCUCGAGGAAGACAGGGCUUAUAUCAUGGAGUUCCAUAGUGAGGAAUACUUCUCAAUGGGUGGUGGAUGUAGAAGGCAGAUUAGGGAAAUAGCUUGGUAGCCUCAAGGUUUAAUCCGGCUUCUCUCCUCUGACAGGCUAUUCAUCAUGUUGGAUAGAAAUAUAUUUGGGACAUACAUAUAUUGUAUUUUCUUAUACAAAUCAGGCCCAUUUUAUGCAUUUUACUCACUGUUUAUUUUGAUUGGGUGUGUGGGUAAUGGGCAUGGUUAUUGGCAUGGUUAUGGGUUUGGUUAUGCAAUGUGUUAUAAGGCUGAGGGGAGACUCAAUGAAAAAAUGACUUGGAUUGUUACUUGAAUGAAGGGGGAUGUAAUGAAGAAAUGACUUGGAUUGUUACUUGAAUGAAGGGGGAUGUAAUGAAUAAAUGACUUGGAUUGUUACUUGAAUGAAGGGGGAUGUAAUGAAAAAAUGACUUGGAUUGUUACUUGAAUGUAUUAUUUAUUCUGUGCUUUCUUAUUUCCAAUCGUGUUUUUAAUGUCAUAUCUUGCCAAAACAUCACGCAUGUACUUCUCAUGUGCAUCAUACAAUACAGAACAAAGUGUCUUACAAAUGCCCCUUUCAUCAAGAAACAGGUUUACAUUUAACUUUCAAUUGUGAUGUAAUGGUUGUUAACUGAACGUAUGAAUGUUUGAAUGGUGAGAAAGCAGCCAGGUCACCUGUGAUACAAAUCAGUAUUUGAAAUCCAUCCAUUUAUUUUAUUUAACCUUUAUUGAACUAGGCAAAUCAGUUAAGAACAAAUUCUUAUUUACAAUGACAGCCUACUCCAGCCAAACCCAGAUGACGCUGGGCCAAUUGUGCACCGCCCUAUGGAACUCCCAAUCACAGCCAGUUGUAAUACAGCCUGGAUUCAAACCAGGGUGUCUAUAGUGACGCCUACUAGCACUGAGAUGCAGCGCCUUAGAGUGCUGCACCACUCGGGAGCCCAUGUCUGCAGAUUUCGGGAGAUGACAUGGAAACCGAGCAUUAGGGGCAAGAGUGAGGGCUGUAACCUUCAAAUAGUUUUUGGUUUUGCUAGGGUAUCGGGGACAGGGAUGGCGGAUGGGUGUAAGCAGUUGCCUCUAGUGCUAACGGUUGCAUGUUUGAAUCCAGCAAUAGAAAGUUGUUUUUGAGAUUUGGUAUAGGCUUAAAAAACAAAAAUCUCUUUCAUCCAUCUGCUUCCAGUGCCAAAGGUUGCAUAUUAGAAUCCAGAGAUAGAAAGUAGUUUUGUAGAUUUUUAUUUUAAACCUAUCCGAAACCUUAACCCUUACCUUAACCAUUCAGAGUUAAUGCCUAACCUUAACCCUUACCUUAACCAUUCAGAGUUAAUGCCUAA